CUCCCGGGGACAUUCUAACGGCCGCCGGGCCCAGCGCCUCUCGCCCCGCUAUUAAUACCGGCGGCCCGGGAGAGGGGCGCAGCGCAGUCAUGGGGACACUGCUGGCUUUCGUGGUCGGCACGGCGCUGAUAUCCUCAGCCUAUGCGGGCUGUGUGGAGGUAGACUCGGAGACGGAGGCUGUGUACGGGGAGACCUUCAAAAUUCUGUGCAUCUCUUGCAAGCGCCGCAGCGAAACCACCGCUGAGACCUUCACUGAGUGGACGUUCCGCCAGAAGGGCACUGAGGAGUUUGUCAAGAUCCUGCGCUAUGAGAACGAGGUGCUGCAGCUGGAGGAGGACGAGCGCUUUGAGGGCCGCGUGGUGUGGAACGGCAGUCGGGGCACCAGGGACCUGCAGGACCUGUCCAUCUUCAUCACAAAUGUCACCUACAACCACUCGGGUGACUAUGAGUGCCAUGUGUACCGCCUGCUCUUCUUUGAGAACUAUGAGCACAACACAACCGUCGUCAAGAAGAUCCACUUGGAGGUAGUGGACAAAGCCAACAGAGACAUGGCGUCCAUCGUGUCUGAGAUCAUGAUGUAUGUGCUCAUCGUGGUGUUAACCAUAUGGCUUGUGGCUGAGAUGGUUUAUUGUUACAAGAAGAUCGCUGCUGCCACAGAGGCUGCUGCGCAAGAAAAUGCUUCGGAAUACCUGGCCAUCACCUCAGAAAGCAAAGAGAACUGCACGGGUGUCCAGGUGGCUGAAUAGCCCUGGCCCUGGGCUCCUCAAGGAAGAGCCAGCCCUAAUGGGGAACUUCCGGGCAAAGCCUGCCCCCAAUGGGGGUUGGCCAUUCCUGGGCCUCCACAGCCUCAGAGUCCUGCCAGCGGAGCUGCUAGGGUGGGAGGGACAGGUGGCUUAGCUCACACCCUUAAUCCAGCCUUCUUCCUCCCGCCCACUUGCCCACUCUCGCCAUGCAUGAUGGCUAAAGCAAUACUGCCGCUGCCGCCACCCCUGCUUCUGCUGCCUGGUUUUUUUUGGGGGGGGGGUGCGGUGAGGGGGGCAGCGGCUCCGCACCCCUCCUUCUUGCUGAUUUGCACACAUUGGCCGCUCAGACAUGCACUAUGGGGCCCAGCCCCUCCCUGCCCAGCGGGGUCGUGAAGGCCAGAACAGUUUUGCGCAGGGGGUUCUGGAACCCUCUUCAGCCUCACCGACAUUUCCCCUCCUGCUUCCUCUGGCUGGACCUGGGGUCUUCUCUCCUGUGAUGCACUUUGCCCAGCCCACCCUCUCACCAGCCUUGGAUUGUGGCCACUUAGAAAGUGGUCCAGACAGCCUCGUCUCUCUUUACACAAGUAGUUUUGUUCGUGAAAUAAAGAUUCUUGGACUUGA
Messenger RNA from Myotis davidii, 1364 nucleotides. RefSeq names its product sodium voltage-gated channel beta subunit 1 (gene SCN1B). The coding region runs from base 90 to 746 and encodes 218 amino acids. The transcript has 6 exons. Gene Ontology annotation, cellular component: voltage-gated sodium channel complex. The record is from RefSeq and is a predicted model, not a curated record. Gene Ontology annotation, biological process: regulation of heart rate by cardiac conduction; cardiac muscle cell action potential involved in contraction; sodium ion transport. Lineage: Eukaryota; Metazoa; Chordata; Mammalia; Chiroptera; Vespertilionidae. Gene Ontology annotation, molecular function: sodium channel regulator activity.